UACCACACCCAGGCCUGGGAAGAGAGUCACCUCCCAGCCAGGCAGCUUUCACUUAUAAACCGUGUACAUCUGAGAAGGGUUCCUGUGCUGGGCCUGGUCUCUGUGAAGGUGACAUCUGUCUAAUCAUCUGUGUUGUACCAUUAGGAGGAAAUCAUGGCUGCAGUUGGAACUAAAGGAACCAUCAGACCCUACCCAAACUUCAAUGCCGCGGAUGAUGUCCAGAAACUAAGGAAAGCCAUGAAAGGGAUGGGCACUGAUGAAGAUGCCGUCAUUGACGUGAUUGCAAACAGAACAAUUGCUCAGCGCCAGGAAAUCAAAACUGCUUACAAGACCACUGUAGGAAAGGAUUUAGAGGAUGAUUUAAAAUCGGAGCUCACCGGACACUUUGAAAAAGUGAUCCUGGGCCUGCUGAACCCAAUAACACUGUAUGAUGUGCUGGAAUUGAAGAAAGCAAUGAAGGGAGCAGGGACAGAUGAAGGUUGUCUCAUUGAAAUCCUGGCUUCACGCUCAACAGAAGAGAUCCGAAACAUCAACAUCACUUAUAGACUGAAAUACGGCAAGUCCCUGGAGGACGACAUUUGUUCUGACACAUCUUUCAUGUUCCAGAGAGUGCUGGUAUCUCUAGCUGCUGGCGGCCGAGACCAAAGUGACAAGGUUGAUGAUUCACUUGCUAAGCAGGACGCAAAGGACCUGUAUGAAGCUGGUGAGAAGAAAUGGGGGACAGAUGAAGUCAAGUUUCUGACCAUUCUUUGUACUAGGAAUAAGAAACAUUUACGUAAAGUGUUUGAUGAAUAUAAGAAGAUUGCAAAGAAGGACAUUGAGGCCAGUAUCAAGUCUGAGAUGUCUGGACACUUUGAAGAUGCUCUCCUGGCUAUUGUAAAAUGCAUCAGAAGCAAACCCGCUUACUUUGCUGAGAGAUUAUAUAAAUCCAUGAAGGGUCUGGGAACUGAUGACAACACACUGAUCAGAGUGAUGGUCUCCCGCUGCGAAAUCGACAUGUUGGAAAUCCGCUCAGAGUUUAAGAAGUUGUAUGGAAAGUCCCUGUUCUCUUUUAUCAAGGGGGACUGUUCUGGAGAUUACAGGAAGGUUCUCCUGAAACUGUGUGGAGGAGAAGAUUGAAUAAAUCUGUUCCCAAAAAAUCAUCUUUCAAGACUACGAGAUCUCAUCAGAUCAUCUCAUGUGCUUACCAAUCGUGUAUUGCUAGCAGUAAAAAUAAUGUUUCUUUUUUAUGAUUGUAUCACCUCUGUCAUUUAAUUGCAUAUAAAUUUUUACAUCCACUA
This is a messenger RNA of Bufo gargarizans (Asiatic toad), 1280 nucleotides long. It is a transcript of the gene ANXA4, whose product is annotated as annexin A4. Gene Ontology annotation, molecular function: calcium ion binding; calcium-dependent phospholipid binding. Gene Ontology annotation, cellular component: cytoplasm. Bases 154 to 1119 code for a protein of 321 amino acids. The transcript has 13 exons. The record is from RefSeq and is a predicted model, not a curated record. Lineage: Eukaryota; Metazoa; Chordata; Amphibia; Anura; Bufonidae.